Messenger RNA from Pseudoliparis swirei, 3538 nucleotides. Its product is annotated as vascular endothelial zinc finger 1-like. The transcript is spliced from 5 exons. The record is from RefSeq and is a predicted model, not a curated record. The coding region runs from base 55 to 1413 and encodes 452 amino acids. Gene Ontology annotation, cellular component: nucleus. Lineage: Eukaryota; Metazoa; Chordata; Actinopteri; Perciformes; Liparidae.
GUUGCUUUGUUGUAGGCUUCUACAAGGUUUCCUACAGAAUUAGUAAGUGUGGAAAUGGAGCCGAGCUGGAGUACGUUUCUUUUUCAACAGGCCAAUGAAGCCCUCCACCACCAGCACCAUGUGGCCCAGAACAGCCUGCUGCCUCUUCUCAACGCAGGAGCCGACCAAAUCGACCAGAAGCCGAUCCUGCCCAUCCACAUAGACCACAAGCCCCCGACCAGCGCCGCAGAUCUCCUCAAAGACAAUGUGGCCAGCGGCGGGGGCGGGCGGCUGCCGGUGCCUGUGAUAAAGAAGGAGCACAAGGGCAAAACGCCUUUCGUCUGCGGCUACUGCAACAAGGCCUUCCGCGACAGCUACCACCUGCGCCGCCACGAAUCCAGCCACACCGGCAUCAAGAUGGUGUCGCGGCCAAAGAAGAGCGCCCAGGCGGCCCCGACCAUGGUGCCCAUGGUGCCCAUGAUCUCGACCAUGUCCCGGGAGAACAACGGCCACCCUUCCUACAUCUCCACGGUGGCGGGCAUCCUCUCCACGGCGACCACCUCGGUUUCCUCCGGCAUGAGCAUCAUGACGUCGUCCGCGAUGGGCAACAUGCCGCACCAAAGUGUCCCGAAGAAGCCCGCCAAGCCGGUCAAGAAGAACCACGGGUGCGAGAUGUGCGGCAAGGCAUUUCGGGACGUCUACCACCUGAACCGUCACAAGCUGUCCCAUUCGGAUGAGAAGCCCUUCGAGUGCCCCAUCUGUCAGCAACGCUUUAAACGGAAGGACCGAAUGACCUACCAUGUCCGCUCUCACGACGGGGGAGUCCACAAGCCCUACGUGUGCUCGGUGUGUGGGAAAGGCUUUUCCAGGCCGGACCACUUGAGCUGCCAUGUGAAGCAUGUGCAUUCCUCAGAAAGACCAUUUAAGUGUCAAGUAACGGCAUGUACCUCUGCUUUCGCCACCAAAGACCGACUCCGUUCCCACAUGAUCAGGCAUGAAGGCAAGGUCACCUGCAGCAUCUGUGGGAAGAUGCUCAGCGCAGCUUACAUCACCAGCCACUUGAAGACUCACGGACAGACCAACUUCAACUUCUGCAACAAAGCUACACCUGUGACCAUUUCUGCCCCCAUCACCUCGGCGAUGAACCGGUGCCACUCCAACAACCCUGUCACCAUAGCCGCGCAUAUGAACAUUGGCAGCAACACCCUCAACAUCACAUCUCCACUCGCCCUCCAGCACCCGGUCACCAUCACCGGGCCACUCAACAUCGCGUCUGUCAACAUCCCCUCCACAGGGUCCAUGAAUAUCGCCCACCCGGUCGCCAUAACGACCACCAUGCCCAUGAACAUGGGCGGGCCGCUCAACAUCGCCAUGAGGUCAAUGGAUAGCAUGCCUUUUCUGUCCCAAGUCUUGCCUUCUUCCACACCCUGGUAAAAAGAAAAGGAAGAAGAAGAAGAAAAAAGAGGCGUGAGAGCGCAUUGGACUGGCCAGCAAGAAAGGGAAAUUGAAGUGAAACAAGAGACUCCUGUCCUCAUCAUUUGCAACUCGAGCCCGUCUCUUUCUCCACCGGAACCAUGUUUACUUACCCCGAGGUGAACAUUUACAUGAGCUGCGCCGCCGGGAGGAGCUCCCCCAAGUCACAGCUGCGUCCCAACUAAUGUUGAGUAACUGACGUGAGAGGCAGGACACUUGAGUAGAAAUCGAGUAGGAUUUAUCGUGAAAUCAGGACAACCGCCGUAAGACUUAGUGUAGUCAGCUAGAGUGAUGAAACUGUGAUUUGUAUGACGACGCGUCAGAGGAGGGCACCCCCGAGGACUCCGUAGGAAAACACACCUGUGUUUUUUUCUUUUUUUUUGUUAAAAGGGAGAUGAGAAACUGGACUACAGCAUUAACGACGUGUUGCUGUUCUAGAUGUUCUCUCCCAAAGCCUUAGGGUGUUACUUUGUAUGUAUGUUUUUUUAUUAUUAUUAUUAUAGCCUGCUAAUCACUAUUUAAUGUUAUAGGAAAUGAGUUUAGAAAAAGGGACAGCAACUUCCACGUGCAUGGAAGAAUAUUUUUUCACAGUGCUCUGGCUUUUUUUCUUUUUCUUCUUGGAUCGUAGGUAUGCUCUCACGGUACAGUGACUAACUUGUACACUUGACAUAGUAAUGUGUUUUCAUGUUGGCAUUUUAAUUUUUAGCUUUGGUCAUUUUAAGUGGAUUUGUGCCUUUUGUUUUCUAUUGGUAUGGAAACACGGAGGUUUUGUUUUUAUUUGCCUAUUUGUCGUGUUCCUUUUUCCAUGAAGUCAGAGUGGAACGAGUCUUGCACUGAAGGCAUAUCCUAAACACAGGUGAGCAGCAGUAUUAUCAAAGAUCAAAUUGGAGUCUUAAGUGUUCUGGGUAGCCGGCCUGCACCUCGAGGGUCAUCGAGUGGCCCAACAUGGAAGAAACGGUCUGUCCUUGUGACGCUUUUUCAGGCUGUUGCGUUUGCCACAAUGGUCACUAAUUAGUCCUGUCUGACUCUUCUGUACACUGUUUUUAUUUAAUUUAUUUUUUUAAAUCAUUUAUCUGUGAAUGCCCCACGAUGAUUUUAAGGACCCUUCACUCAGGAAACACACACAAAAGCUCAUCACACAUGAAAGUGGUUCCUUUUAAGUAUAUCUACCAUAUAUCUUGAUUCUUGUCCCUUUUUUAGAUAUCUUUUAUAAUUCGGUAUGUCCUGUUAAAAGACUUCCUUCAUGAACUAGCAGUCCGAGAACUAUCGAUUUUAAAUAUAGCCGUCCAUUUAAAUAUUAAUUUACUGUGCAAUGGCAUACAUGCUGUACCGAUUUUUUUUUAAUUUCGUUUUAAUCGAUUUACAUUUCCUUUUUGAAGUUCAGCUUCAGGCUGCAACGGUAUGUGGCAGAGUUUGAUGAAAUGCAAGUUUGUGUCCAUAAAAACAAAUGGGACAAGAUUGAUGUUGCAUGACCCCAAACACUGUAGCUGUUGAACAUUAACUAUUUUUAAUGAAUGCCAUGUUAUCUCAACAGUGUUGCAGCGCUGAGUUGAUUCAGUUCAUACUGAGAAAUGCAAUAUGCAUGUUUGUCAUUUUUCCCAAGUUUUUUGUUUGAAACAAAAUGUUAGUGUAGCUUUUUCUUUGUUCUUAUGUAUUUACGUAGAUUCACUAUGAUAGCCUGUUUGCCAAAUUUGAUACAGUAAUAACAAUGUGAUAAACUGAACAUUUCUGGUGGAAUUCAACAUCUCUUUAUUUUUUAGGAAAAGAAAAAAAUAUCGGAAAAUUCCAUGACCCUUGUGAAAGCAGUUGAAUGUAUAUCUUUGUACAAACCUAUUUUAGUUCCAAGGAUAUGGUAGUUACAAUAGAUGUAAAAGACAAGAUAACUUUUUUUGUAUAAAUCUUUUGUAUUAGAACAUUAACAAUAGUAACUUUGUAUAUAUGAGAGGCUAGGCUUUCCGAUUAGCAGAAAGGUCAAACAUUCCUACAUUUCUUUUAAAUGUAUGUUUGUCAAAUAAUUACAUAAAAAUGCGCAAUGUUAUGUGCCUUUUAUUUGGGUUGUCUAAAUAAAUGAAAACUAUCAAAUGUG